Molecule: messenger RNA, 1684 nt
Organism: Westerdykella ornata
Lineage: Eukaryota; Fungi; Ascomycota; Dothideomycetes; Pleosporales; Sporormiaceae
Product: NADH dehydrogenase iron-sulfur protein 2 mitochondrial precursor
Exons: 2
Biological process (GO): mitochondrial electron transport, NADH to ubiquinone
Molecular function (GO): quinone binding; NAD binding; NADH dehydrogenase (ubiquinone) activity
Source: RefSeq, a predicted model, not a curated record
CACCUACCGCCCUCCCAUUGUUGCCGCAAAUCGGGCGUGCUCGAUCUCGCCAGGCCACAAUGUCCGUCUCCUUCGCGCGUUUGGCCGGCCCCGCGGCGAAGCGGUUGUGUCUGGCUCCCCGCGCACAAUUCGCCCGAAGGACUACAGCAUCACGACCCAUUGCUCGCUGCAUCUCGACCUCAUUGCCUCGCCAUUAUGCGGAAGUCGGAAGGACACGGAUGACUCUUACCGAUGAGACAUUCAGUCGGCCCGUGGAAGAAGAUAUCAAAGAGAAUGAGCUUGCCAGCGAUACAGGCGUGGAAGGACGCAAGAUGCGGCACUACACGGUGAACUUUGGACCCCAGCAUCCCGCCGCCCACGGCGUGUUGCGCCUGAUUCUGGAACUCAAUGGUGAAUUCAUUGUGCGUGCGGAUCCGCACGUCGGCCUGCUCCACCGCGGAACCGAGAAGCUCAUCGAGUACCGUACAUAUCUGCAGGCGCUGCCUUAUUUCGACCGUUUGGACUAUGUUUCCAUGAUGACCAACGAGCAAUGCUACUCGCUGGCGGUGGAGAAGUUGCUGAACAUUGAGAUUCCCGAGCGUGCCAAGUUCAUUCGCACCAUGUUUGCGGAAAUUACUAGGAUUUUGAAUCAUCUUAUGUCGGUUCUUUCGCACGCUAUGGACGUUGGUGCUCUGACGCCUUUCUUGUGGGGAUUCGAGGAACGUGAGAAGUUGAUGGAGUUCUACGAGCGUGUCUCUGGCGCCCGCUUGCACGCUGCCUAUGUCCGCCCUGGUGGCGUCAGCCAGGAUCUUCCUCUGGGUUUGCUCGAUGAUAUCUAUCAGUGGGCGACCCAGUUCGGUGACCGCAUCGACGAGACCGAGGAGAUGUUGACUGACAACCGUAUCUGGAUCGGCCGUACCAAGGGCAUUGGUAAGGUUUCUGCGGCCGAUGCCAUCAACUACGGCUUCUCCGGUGUCAUGCUUCGCGGUUCUGGCGUGCCUUGGGAUAUCCGCAAGUCGCAGCCUUAUGACGCAUAUGACCAAGUAGAGUUUGACGUCCCCGUUGGUGUCAACGGUGACUGUUAUGACCGCUACCUCUGCCGCAUGGAGGAGUUCCGCCAGUCUCUCCGUAUCAUCCACCAGUGUCUUAACAAGAUGCCUGCUGGCCCAGUCAAGGUUGAGGACUACAAGAUCGCUCCCCCGCCACGCGCGGCCAUGAAGGAGAACAUGGAGGCGCUGAUCCACCACUUCUUGCUCUUCAGCAAGGGCUACAGCGUCCCCCCUGGAGAGACGUACAGCGCCAUUGAAGCGCCCAAGGGGGAGAUGGGUGUGUUCCUCGUUUCAGACGGCAGCGAGAGGCCGUAUAGGUGCAAGAUUCGCGCACCUGGAUUCGCACAUUUGGCAUGCAUGGACCAGAUUUCAAGAGGGCACAUGUUGGCUGAUGCCGUCGCUAUCAUUGGCACUAUGGAUUUGGUGUUUGGCGAGGUCGAUAGGUAGAGGAGCAUUUUUCCGAGUAGAACUUUGAAGGGGCCAGGGGAGUCAUGGAGGGAACAGAGAGGAAGGUGGUGCCUAACCCCCCUCAACUAACUGUACAUACUGUACCUUAGCAAUUUUUCCUAGCGAGUCAAUCUACGUUUGCAUAUUCGUCUGUCUGGUGCGUGCUAUUUGCACAGCCACUGCAUUAUAUUACAAAGCAUAAAGGGGGG